AGACCAGCGUCCUACCAAACGAAUCUUUUCUCUACGAAACGCCACGAAGAUAGACUUAAACGCCAGUGUUUGCAUUUCUGUUCUUUAAAGAUCUCCGUCCGUUGGCUCUCAUUUUCUUAUCUAAUCGAAAUGAAACUGAUUUACUAUUUGGUGAGGAAGUCUCAUAUCUUCAGAUACGCAAACUGCCGCAGCUUUGCAAUACUCUGCAGAACUGCAAGACGAUGAAGCAUGUACCGGAUAUUACAGUAGGAAAACGAGUAACAUCAUUGUAAAUGACUGAAAGAAUUCGUUUAUUCGGAAAUAUGUUACAAUAACAUUUUUCAUUCCAUCUCAAUUAUGGUCACUGUGUUGUUAUAAAACUUACCUUGCGUCUGCUUUAAAAACACUUUAAUGAUGUCCAAACAAAUUAAAGAACUGUUUGUAUUAAUACAAACAAUGGCCAUUCUGUUAUUGUCUGAGGAAAUACCGAAUAAGUACAAAAAUAUCCCGGAGUGUUACUCAAACUGCAGUUUUGAAGAUCGUAAAAUGCCAUCUAAAACUGAUUUCAAUAAAUUAACCUGGAGUCAUCCGAAACAAGAUAUUGUGAAGAUUAAAGAAAAUCAGAUUAGUUCCAAGGAUGGAAUUGCAAAUGGAUCAAUGCAUAAUCCAAAAAAUAAGUUUAUGAAAGUCCCACGGAGACUUUAUCAAACUCCACAGAUAUACUUAAAAAGAAGAAGGCGUGAUGCAGAAAUAAAUAUUUACAAAGUAGCUGCUUUGUUAGCAAAACACAAAUACAGAGGAACGGAUCCUCGUCGUUUAAGCUCGGUCAAGAAAUUAUAUCAGCAGUUUCCAAUGCCUCCUGUAAUGCACCCAAUGGUAAGGAAAGCUUGCGAAUUGGGAUUGAGAAAAUGUAUCAAUGAAAUUGCUAACUUUCAGAAUUUUAGGAGGGCAUCAAAGCUAUCAAACUUCUCUAAAACAGAACAGUUUGAAUAUUUGACUACUGCUUCUUACUACAUGUGCUGGUUUACUAUGUUACGCAAAGAGCUUCUUCGAGAAUUGGACAAUUAUAACCAUUACAGUUUCAAGUGUUUACACUUCAACAUUCUUCAAGAGUCAAGAAAUAGUUUGAGAUCGAUACUGAAAAAAUCAGUGAAACCACCCAUUUUUGACAUCCGAUUGAUAAAAUACAGACGACCUUUUCUUUGCGCGGAACUGAGUUUUUGUCCAGAUCCUUGCUAUGGGGGAAAUACCCAAGGAAACAUUUUAGAUAUAGAUAGUGAUAGCAGCAACCCAUGCUCUCUCUUCCCAGAUUCAAGAUGUCUUGUAGAUCAGAGCAAGAACAUAAAUUUCGUACAUCUGAUGCACAAUAAUUUGAAUUAUAGUUGCAAUUGCCACCAGAUGAGUGAAGGUUUUACGUGGGAUAAAGAAUUGAGAUAUUGUGUUGACUUAGACGAAUGUGCUGAAGGAAUCCAUAACUGCCCUCCUCAUAUGAAAUGUCAAAAUACAGUUGGUAGUUUCAAUUGUCUUUGUUCCUGGGGAUACCGUUGGAAUGGGGAAACUUGUACCGAUACACCAAUACCUCACCUAAAACCGGAUGAUGCGCUGCCAGUAAAGGUAUCACGUAAAAUGCAGCAGAAUAAACGAUAUCAAACUUCUGGCGAACAAAGCAUAAAAAAUCAACACUAUUUGAAAACAACAAUUCCUAUUUUUAUUUAUCUUACUGGGAUAGGAAUAUAUAGUGUCUAAAAUAACUGUAAUAUUAAAGCAUGAAAAUAUUUGAAAGAAAUUUAUAUAUCAUCUAUUUACAAUGAAUAUGUUGUUUUCAUCCUUGUUGCUGUUGUGGUUCAUUAAGAAAACAAGAUAAAGAUUUAUAGACAAGAGUCAUUUGUUGUUCUUAAACUCCAGGCCAGAUAUCGUAAAGCUGAACAACAGUCAAAAGAGUACUUGCUGGGACCAUCCAUCUUUUCCCCCAGGCAGAAGUACAUUAUCAAAUGUAUCGUUCCUUUUUUGAUAUAUUAAGUAGAGUGUGGUUUGUGGAAAGUUUGACCGUAAUUUCUAGUAAGACGCACGACCACAAAGAGGAUUCCUCUUUAGCUUGCAGCUCUUGCUUUAUUCCCCACGUUACUGAUUGAUCUGAUUGAUCUGAAUGACUAAAGUGCACGCUUGAAAAAGAGUAUAAUGACAAUAGGAUCUCUAGAGCGACAGUCUGAUUCACUUAAAAAUAAUCGAUUAAAGACAGAAAAAUCUUGAAGUGUGAGUGAGAGAGAGAGAGAGAGAGAGAGAGAGAGAGAGAGAGAGAGAG
This is a messenger RNA of Octopus sinensis (East Asian common octopus), 2281 nucleotides long. RefSeq lists its product as uncharacterized. The record is from RefSeq and is a predicted model, not a curated record. Bases 391 to 1725 code for a protein of 444 amino acids. Gene Ontology annotation, molecular function: calcium ion binding. The transcript is spliced from 7 exons. Lineage: Eukaryota; Metazoa; Mollusca; Cephalopoda; Octopoda; Octopodidae.